AUGGCAUUGGCCCCCAUAGUCAAGGCCUAUGCUUAUCAUGAUGCUUUUAUUGACGAAAAUGACCCCAAUUUCUAUUGUGCAAAGUAUGGCAAAGGCUAUCAUCAACGACAAACCUACCUCAGGCAUUUACGAAAUGUGCAUAAACUACAGCCUAGAACUAGAUUGGUCAUUGCUCAUCCCGACAAGGAAAUCGACAAUUAUCAUCCUGAUCAUUUCUGCGCCAAAUGUGAUAAAACACUCUCAAGUAACAGCACAUUCCGUCGUCACCGUCUAAGAAGACAUCAUCACAGUAUCUGCAGAAGAACUAGCCAAAGUUUCCAAAUCCAAGCGCCUUCAAGCAGCUUCGAUGUAAUGUUCACUGACGCUUCAAUCUAA
Molecule: messenger RNA, 375 nt
Organism: Mucor velutinosus
Lineage: Eukaryota; Fungi; Mucoromycota; Mucoromycetes; Mucorales; Mucoraceae
Exons: 1
Coding region: 1-375 (124 amino acids)
Source: RefSeq, a predicted model, not a curated record